AGUCAGCUUUACGACUUGUGACCCCUCCGAUCCGUCGCGGAGAUCUGUCACUUCGCGAAACAACGAACUAGCAUAGCAACGGUUGUCAGGACGGUUUGCAGCUUAAACAACUGUUUCAGGUGAUAUACAUGCGCUAGUAAAGUAUAUUCUACACUUGUAAAAAUAGGAUUAAGAAUUCAAACAUGAAAAAAAAAUAUCUCCGAAAUAUUUUCAUUAUAAUUAAAGGAUUUUGAAUAUACUUAAAAUGUAUUUAAUCUAUUUUUAUGACAAUUAUAAGAGCGGCGGAUUACUACAAGAAGGGUUUACUCCUAAUACAUAUUCAUCAAUUAUGCAAAUUAGCAAAAUAUCCAAGAUGGCUGCCGACCCGGCGCUGCACUGGAGGAGAGACAUCACUUGAAAAAAUACGAAAAGUGCUAAGAAUAUGGUGAUGUAAAGGCAUAUUCUUGUGCAAAAAGGCACAAAAGAUUGCAGACAUCAUGCAAGCUUUAUCUCCGACAGAAGAUUCAGUCAAACAGCCGGUACCGACGACGCUAACAUGGAAAGACCCAGUGGAAAUAACCCCUCAGUUCAGGGGCUCCAACGGAGUUAGCGGAUCGCCGGCUGCUGGGCCGCCAGGAGAUAGGCGUGGAAUGAACCCUAGGAAUGGCCCGUCCUUCAACCCGCAGCAGCAGCUGGGGUCGAUGAACAUCCAGCAAAAUACCAGACCCCAGAAUGGUCACCAAGAGUUUGGAAAUCCAUUAAUGGAAGCUUCACAGCAAAGUGGGAUUCCAGAGAGUGUGAUGGUGAUGCCAAUUAUUGAUUCAAUUUCGAUUUCCAAGCAUUCUUCCGACUUCAGAUCAAAUUCAAGUUCUCCUCCUUCAUCGAGAAAGGCCGUUCGAUCUCGUGCUCGCCCAAGAAAACCAGAAGAGCCUGCCCCAUUUCUUAGUGUUGAUACUUUACCAGCUGACAAAGUACUGAUUGAAGGAAAGUCAAAUUCCAGCAAACAACUCUCCAAAAAGCCAGGUAGAUCUGUACCAAAGAGAAUCAGUCCAGACUUCAUACCACCAACAUCUGGUAGGAGAUCACAAACUCCUAACCAUCCUCCCUUCUCUCCUUAUGGAGGAGGAAAGAGUACCCCAAGGGUGCCUUCUAGGGCUGGAUCAUCACUACACAACUACAAUUCUUUCUUUACUCACAAAAAUUCUGCAUUUUUGGCUGGUCCUCCGUCAUUGUGGUCACUAGGAAACCGAUUCUGGCCUCACCAGGCAACUCCUAAUGAGGGGAGACGAAGGCUUGCUCCUAUUCAAGCUCCUUUAGCUCUAGAUGCCUCUACACUCAAGGCUAACUACCAAGUCUCGCAGCCAUUCAAACACAGUGUGGAUAAUUCAACACCAAUAGAAAGGCCUUUGUCUCCAAGCCAGGAUUUGAAGGAAUCUACACUAUUAGCCUUGCAUGAGGUAACCCAGGCUCUAGCACGGCAACAGGACCCACCUUCAAGUCGCAAAGGAGGCAGGUUGUUAAAGGGAAAGCUAAAGCCAUUACAUACAUUUAAGAUGGAUGGACCAGGAAUAGAGGAAUGCCAAGGAAUACUAACAGAGGAUGGUAAUGAAGGCCAAACAGCAGACAAGGCUCGUCUACUGCAACGGAAGAAAGAACUACUUAGUAUGCUACCUCCUGAUGUCUUCCAGAGGUCAUCACCAGGAAGCACAGGACAUACCAGACCAGCCACACAAGGAUCUAUCCAUAGGAACUCUAUUGUCUCAGCACUGUCCUUAGAUAGAGAGAACUACCCUGCCAGCCAACCAUCCAUGCAACAAGGCCAGCUGAGAUCACAGAGUAUGGUGGAAGGAAGUGGAUCCAUAGCUCCAUUCAAUAGCAUGGUGAUGAUAAUAGAUGACAGUGUCAUCAACCAGGUUGAUAUCCCUGCUGUUGACCAAGAUGCUAAGGGUCCUGAGAACACAGAGAGUUCAAGAUCCAAGGAAGAGGGUGUGGCUGUUCAGGAUACAGAGCAUCUGACUGCUGGGGGCGAUGCAGAUAAGCUAUGUGAUGCUACUAGUGAGUCCAAUAUGAGUGACUACCUUAGUGAACUUGGUGGUGGUAGAGCAGAGAUCCUGUGUAACAUGGUCAAGAAGAACUCUCAGGCCAGAAAUGACCUGACACAGGUGGAUGAUGAACCUUCUGAUGCUACUGAACUUGAGAAUGGCUAUGAUGAUGAGUACCCUCUGGAGAGUGUCCAACAGAAGGAUCUAGCUUUAGAUACUGUAGAAAUAGGUGAUGACAGCAGUGAAAACAAAAAUGUACCUACGGCAACGAAAAGCGAAUCUCAGCCCAAUGUUGAUAAUGAGGUUCCAAUUAGCAAUAAUGUUGAAUCAGAAAAUGUGCCUAAUGAUAGAAGAAAGUCCAAUGGUGAUUACCCUGAACAAAGUGGCUCACCAUCCAUUUUGAAAGACAGUAUUACACAUAGUAAUAAUGUGGCAGAUAUCAGUGAACAAAACCAAAGGACUAUGCAAAGCGAGUUCGAACAAGAAGCAGUCACUACACAAGAGCAUCUUGAACAACUUCCAGUGUCAAAUAAAGACAGUGGAGUAUCCGAAAAAGCAACAGAUGAGGAUACAGGGAUUGAUGUUGUAGAGCCAAAUGUACAAAGUGAGCCUAAUAUGCAGAAUGCGUCAGAUGAGUCAAAUGGAUCAAAACUUGUAGAAAAUAUGAAAGAGACAAUAGAUGAAAGCAAUAAUAACACUGUGCCUGUUGUGAAUGAAUCCCACAGAAAAGAAUUUCAAGAUCUGAACAAUAAUCCGUCCAUUGAUGAUUCAGUCAGUGCAGACGUAGAAAGCCAUAGUGUAAGCAAUAACGUAGAGAGAAACCCUUCAAGGGAACAAAGUGCCACAGGGGAUAUUAUCCCAUCUGAUGAUGCCAUCUCGCGAACAAAAAACUUUGAUCCUGUUAAGACAGCAGGUACUGAUUCAAUACCAAUAAUUAUCCAUGAAAAUGAUAGUAGUAUUACCAGCAGCCAAAUAGAACCAAAGACUCUACCAGCUGAAGAUCAUCAGCAAGCUGAAAUGUUACCUCCAAGUGAGAUUGUCUGUAAUACCGCAGACCACAAAAGUGAUUCUGGUCAAGCCACCACCUCUGUAUCAGGUGUCACUCAGGACUGUGAGAAUGAUGAAGUCAGAGAGGAGAGUAGUGAAAUUUUAUCAAGUGCAAUGAAGGAAGAGAAGAAAGAAGAGGAAGAAGUGGAUGACGAUGCAAAGGACACAAAGGAAAUGGAUGAUGGAGAUGAUGGUGAUAGAGGAACAGGUGGUGAUAGUGGUAAUAAUGGUGGGGAUGGAGCGAGUGGUGGUGGGUCAGGUCAAGGUGGUAACAGCAGCAAUUCUAAUGGAGGUGGGGCUUCAGGAGGUGGAGAAGGAGGAGGAGGAGAUGGGAACAAUAAAGAUGAUCCUGGAAACAAUCCAAAUGGUAAUAAUGGCAAUAAUCCUACUGAGAACACAGAAGCCAAAAGUGAUGAAGAGGACCAGGAGAUCGAUUUCAAGAACUUAGAACAAUUGCUGAAAGAAAUUCAGGCUCAGACUUUGAACAGGAAAGAGGAGAUGUCCUCUUAUGAUGACAUACCAGAAGUUGAUGAUCCAUUCCUGUUUUGUGAUAACUGCGGACUUGAUGAGGACACCUGUGUUUGUCCCGAUAGCUCUUUACAUAGAUUCCUUGGACAAGAUAACAUCCAGAAUUGUUCAGAGCUUGAGGAUGAGGAACUUCUUGAGGAAUCCAGUCAGCAGCAGAAUAUUGUUCUGGAGUACAAGAUGCUUCUUGGUGACCCUCAUCCAGGUACUGGGUGCUAUAGUGAUGAUCUAUUGUCACCAAGGGAAGCAUGGAAUGAAGAUGGAGAUGACCAUCGGACGUCGAGGUCAUCAAGGGCAGGACCGAAGUCUGGACUUCCAAAUGACAUUAUGCUAGCUACUGGUGUCUCCAUGACACCCGUGCAACGUCCUAUCUCCGCAAAGCUCAGACCAGGCUCAUCAAGGCUAUCUCGUCCAUCCAGUCAUCGCCGACCAAAAGAAGGAAGAGAAGCCAAGAUCAUCUCUGAGGAUGUUGAUACAAUGAGUGAUAGUGGAUGCGGAAGUGAGAUGUCUGAAGCAAAGACCCAAGCCAGUCAACUCUUCUCAGAUGAGAUGGAAGAAGAUUAUAACUUGGAUCAUUAUUUGGAUCCAAAAGCUCAGCAACAAGAACAUCUUGGAACUGAAAUAACAGAAAAUGAGAGUAAAUCAGCUAAUCUUGAGGUUAUUGCAAGUUCAAAACCCAGGCAUGCCAAGACUAAGACUGAUGAUGCUCCUGUUCUAGCCCCCUUCCCACCCCUCUGCUUUAAGAUCAAUGCCCGACCACCCCCAGGAAAACUCUACUUCUUCUCAUAUGGACCCACGAUGAACCCAAAUAGGUUGUCUAUGUAUAUUGGAUCACAAGCCGAGCAGAGACUUUGGGGUAUUCUGUUCGGAUUUGCUCUCAAAUUCAAUAAGAAAGGUGAAGACUUAGAAGCUGGAGGUUUUGCUAAUAUUGAGUUUUCUCCUGAGAGUUCUGUAGAGGGUUGUGUAUACUGUAUGAAUCCAUCUCAGCUAGAAUCCCUUGACAAGUUUAUGGGCUGUCCAGAGUUCUAUACCAAGAUUGUUCUACCAGUUUGGAUGGUAAACUGCCAGGACCCCAAUCAGCUUGGAGUAGCUCAGUACUGUGUACCAGCUGUUAUGUACAUUGCACAGGACAAAUGGACACAUACAGAUGAAUCAAGUCCUCUUGCCAGUGGAUACAGCGUCCGACAGUGCAUGACUGGUGCAGACCUUCUCUCUCCAGCCUACAAGCAACAUAUUCAGACCCUGGUAUGCUGACCUCUGACCUGGUAACCUGACCUAAUAACUUCCCUGGGAAUAAACCUAGAUGAUCACUCUAGCAAUGUGUCCUUGGGAUCUGAACUGGUGGCAUGGUACAUAGUAAGAUACCCUGCAGGCACGGACAAUGUUUGAUACUACAGUAUAAUAAACAAGUCUAGCUCAAGUUCCUGCCUGAACUUGUUCCUUGUGAACUUGCAAGGCAAGCCAUUAUAAAGAUAUAAUCUUGUGGCGUGGGUCCUGUUACAUAAAGCUUAGCGAUUGACUGUAAGGCUGAUUUCUAUGAUUGAUUGCAUUGAUAAUUGUGUAUGAUCAGUCAUAAAAAGCCUCACACUCAAUCACUAAUCUUCACGUUACAAGGUCCAAUCAUUCUCACUGGGAAAGCUGAUGCACAGAGGAUCACACAAAAAAAAAAUCCACAUGCAAUGAGAAUGUGGGUUGAGUUUUUAGACUUAUCUGUUAAACAUUGAUCACUCCCCUCAACUUGAAAUUAAAGCUGUGCUGUUGAGAGAAAGAAACCCAAAACAUUUGAAUCUAUAUGAUUUACGGUAUAACAAGGGUUGCAUAAAACUUACAGUUAGAGUCAAUGGACACUGGCUUUUUAGAGUUAUGCUGCAUUCAACUUGCAUUAGGAUUAUAACUUCAAAAGGAAACAAUUUAACAAAUUCUAUAACAGAGGUUCCACCCCCACCCUUUCAAAUACCAUUGUGGAACCAUAUAAUUCUGAAUUCUCUGAAUGAAUCUUUGAUAUUGUUGUAGAAUAACUGUUUUCAUGGGUUAAGUCACAUCAUUUGACAACAGAUGAUGUUAAAUUACAAGCUCUGAUGAUAUUCAACCCACUUUUGUGGGGGUGUAUUCUCAUAGCCAUUGUUUUGCUAAACCUUGGUAUACUUAUGCCACACUUUUAUGGAGUGUCAGUUGUCGACUCAUUAACAACUAAAAAUUUUACUUAUUUUGCUGCAAAAAGUCAGAAAAUUAAUUAUUUGAGACAAAAAAUUAGAAGAAUAAAAAAUAAAAAAUCAUGAAUUUUUAAUGAAUUGAUACAUUAUUAUUGCCAUGAAUAUAGAAGAGUAUUAUGAAUCCCAGCAUUCCAUAGAGGUGUUUAAAAUUCUAGUUUAGAUUAGGACUAAACCUAGGUUUAAUUAUCAGUAUACAACCCAGGGGGGUUGAAUUCGUCCCAUUAGGUUAUCAUGUAAUUUAAUCUAGGGAUUGAAGCUUCAUGAAUUCUGGCCGUAAUGGUAUUUAAAAAAAGAAAAAAAUAUGAAACACCAAGAUAAAAGGUAAGACUAUCAUUUCGAAUAGUUUGUUUUAAAUUGAAAUAAGGCAAAUGAAUGGAUUGUAAUUAAUCAAAAUAAUAAUGCACAAAAAGUGGCACUUUGUUCUUUUAAUAUUUGUUUUGAUAUGCACCCUGAUCCACCUUGUUGAUCAUUACUUUCUUUCAUCCCACCUUCAAAUUGGCAGCACUUUUAUGAGUACAGUUGUACAAGUUACAAUGUAGUUUGAAUGUGAGUGAUGGUUUUAUUAUUUUUUAAAUAGAAGGAAGAAGAUACAUUUUAAGUUGAAAAUCAGUUAAUAGUUUCAUCUAGAUUUUGAUAUUUUCACUGCUUUUGUGUUCUUUUCAAAAUGGAUUAAUUGUUGAGUAAGUGGUUACUUUGAAUGAUGCAUGUAUGAUUCUGAUAAAGGUACAUGUAUUGCCAAGUUGAAGAAGUACACUUUCCAAAAUUGAUGAAAGAAAAGAUACUUUGCCAAAUCACCCGACCUGUUUCCUUAUUGUGUGUAAAACCUCAACAAAAUUUCCUUUAAGCGGUUUUAUUUAUAUCACAUUGAAGCCAAAAACGUUAUCAUUGACCGUUAUUGUAGGCAUCUACAUGUAUAUGGACAACGGAUUAAAAUAGAUACAUGUAUACAACAUGGUCAGUGAGAUCUACAGCUGAAAUGAUUAGUAUUAAAAAUCGAGAUCCCUGAUGCGUUGAGUUAAUGAUACUUGUAUAUUUCCAUUUUCUUGAAUGAAUUACUCAACUAUGCUGUGAAAAUAUUUUUGGUAUAAUUUAUUGCUGUAGUGAACUCUGAAGGAAGCUGUGAAUGAGCACUAAAACAUUCUUAAGAAUUAUCGUAAAAGAUGAUGGGAUUUUUAUGAUACAUUUCUUGUAAUAUUGAUGCAUCUUAAGAAAAAAUACAUGUAUUUCAAAUCAAAAUGUUUGCAUGAUAUCACUGUGGACUCUGUUUACACCAUUUGCCUCCAAAUUAAUGAUGAUUAUACUUCUACUGAAACAAAUGUCUUUCACUCAUUUAUGUACAGAAAAGAGUGUUUUAUAUACGUGAGUGGACUUUUAGAUUUGAAUCCUAACGUCUUAAGCGUUGUUAUUUACAGUACUGCUUUAAAAAAAAAAUCGUAUUUAUCUUCGUUUACGUUUGAGUGUUGUGUUAGAGUUUGCUGCUGUUUUCUGAUAUUUUGAAAAUCGUGUCAAAGGUCAUAAAGGUAUGAUUAAUCACAAAGUUGUGUAUUCACAUUGUAUAUUGAACUCUUGAAUUAUUUUGACUGCAUAUUUUUGAAAUCAAGUUUUUGUCUACAAUGAUUUUGAACACAUUCAUUCCAUUUACCUAAAUCUGUAGUCAAUGAAGAGUAGCACUAUUCAAAUCACAAUCUUAUGCAUUCACAUAUUUUACAUUAAAAUCUGAAGUGAUUUCUUUUAAGUGUUAAACUUUAAUAGUUUAAUUACAAUGUUUGCCUCAGAAAUAGUAAAAAAAUAAUGUUUUUAUUGAUUAUUUGAAGUAUGAUGUUGUUUUGCCUAAUUAUGCCAAGCAAGUGUACACUGUCUUAAAAGAACUGCUGUAGAUAAAAUUUGUAUAUGUUAGGUAAAUAUGUAUCUAUUCUUUGAAUGGGUUGUGUGUGCAUUAUGUUAGUCAAAUUAUUAAUUUGUGUGCAUCAUAGAUGUGAUAUUCACCGCAAAGGACAUUUUUGUAUCUCAACCAUAUGGAAGCUUGUAAAAGGAUUUCAUCAUAUAUAUUUGUAGAUGAAGCCAAUGUCAUGCAGACUUGUAUUCUGCACUCUGGUUUUAUUUAAACUCUGGUACCAAGUUGUGCUUAAACUAUGGCUAGCCAAUUGCAACAUAGAUUUGUGACAGUACAGGUUCAAUUGAAUUUGACACUGAAACAUUCAUAAAUGUCUGAAACAUUCAUAAAUGUCUGGGAAUAACACCUUAAAUAGUAUUCUUCACCAUUACAAGCACAAGAAAAGAGCAUAGUAAAAAAGUAUUUAAAAAAGUCAACUUUGAUAUAUUGGCUUUCCAUAAGUUUAGCACAUCAUUGAACCAUGGCCUAAUUGAAAUCAGACUUCAGAGCAUGGUCAGUGUCUUUAUUGAGGCUCAGUAUUGCAGCUAUGGUAAUAUUUGAUUUAUUUUACAUUUGUUGCUUUUGAUUUUGGGACAUAUUCCCAAUUUGUAUGAACCCUACAGCUUUAUGCCUGUGGUAAAUCCAUAUAAGUAUAUGUUGGAUGGGCUAAAUUACACAUUCUGUUUUUAAAUUAAGUAUGCUUUCUUCUUUCCAUCUCAAUUCCAUAUUAAGUUUAUGCACAUUUGUUCACUUUUAUCAAUCUAAGUAUGUAUGUAUAUUUUUCAUAAGUGAUGAUGAUGAUGAUCUACAGCAUUUAUAUUGUGCCAUAUUUCUGUUCAAAACAUUCAUAGGCACAGGCUCAGCCAAUUAAGCUAAUUACUACACAUCUGCUGAAAUAAGUGACUGAUUUAACUUUAUUAAUGAAUUGAAUGAAAACACUGAAUAUAAUUUUAUACAGCAACUUAGCAAAAUUAUUUAGAAUUUUUUUUGAUAAUUUAUUUUUCAAUUUGCUAGGUAUGAAGUAAGUAUCACUCAUAAUUCAUAUUUCAUAAGAUAUUGUGAAAUAUUUGAUUUAUGUAAAAAGAAAAUGAGUUUAAAUGUGAAAAUUAAAGUGGCAUAAUUGAGGGAAAUAUAUAUUUAUUUUAGACUAAAUAAUUAGAACUGAGAUGACAAGAACCAAAUAGUCACAUUUUGCCAGUUUUUUUGUUUUUGAAAAAGAAACAAAUAGAUGCUGGAGACAAGCCACGUAUUGCACAGAGAAACUACUGACAAAAUAAUUUGCAACGUGAAAAUGGUUUGAAAAAAAUAGUAAAUUUCAAUCAUAAUUUCAGCCACUGAUUAUUUUUUAGAAGGUAUGCCAUACAGUCUCCUGUGAAUUAUCAGUGAUAGAUCACAGGAGACUGUAUGGCAUACCUUCAUAGACUGAUAGCUUUUAAACAGAUUGUGUAUUGAAUGAUUUCUUUUUUUUUAGUUAUUGCAAUAACAAUUAUACCUUGGUCACAUUUGCUCUACGGCGGCCGUACGGCGAGUCGAAAACAGCCGUUUUAUUAAUUUUGAUUCAAACCACCUAUAUGUAGUUGGACAAAAAAUGUUAAAACGGCUGUUCUCGACUCGCUGUACGGCCGCCGUAGAGCAAAUGUGACCAAGGUAUUAUUGUAAGUAGCAUUUUGUUAUUCAUGCAAUAGCACACUACUUGAUGCUUUUUUUUUAAUUCUUCUGAAAUUCUACCAAAUUCUUUCUCAUGGAACCUGUAGUAUUAAUGAAAGAAAUUCUUAAAUUAUAAUUAAAAAACACUAUAUACCUUGAUCAAUUUAUAAAAAUUUAAAUAUAUGUAAAAGGUUUGUAUGCAUUUGCACAUAUUCUAUAGAAAAAAAGAGCAAUAAAGUGUAUUCCGUCCUGAGUGAAAAAUGA
Molecule: messenger RNA, 9590 nt
Organism: Lytechinus pictus (painted urchin)
Lineage: Eukaryota; Metazoa; Echinodermata; Echinoidea; Temnopleuroida; Toxopneustidae
Exons: 15
Coding region: 477-4847 (1456 amino acids)
Source: RefSeq, a predicted model, not a curated record